CGCAUCUGCGUUCUACAGGAUAUAAAUUGCGAACUUCUUCUUGCGAACAACAAAAUGUCGUACCGGGAUUUGAGAAACUUCACCGAAAUGAUGCGAGCCUUAGGCUACCCCAGGCUGAUAUCCAUGGAGAACUUUCGUUCUCCAAACUUCGCUUUGGUUGCUGAAGUCUUGAUGUGGCUUGUCAGGAGAUAUGACCCAAAUGUUGAAUUACCAAUGGAUGUUGAUACUGAACAGGACAGAGUAUUGUUCAUAAAGUCAGUAGCUCAGUUCAUGGCAACUAAGGCACAUAUUAAACUGAACACUAAGAAGCUGUAUGGUGCUGAUGGUUAUGCCGUCAAGGAGUUACUCAAAGUUACAUCUGUUCUGUAUAGUGCCAUGAAGACUAAUGCUGGGAAUGAGGCAGCUGAGGAGUCUAAUGUCAGUUCCCUGACGUUUGAUAUUUCCUCAAGAAUAAGUGAUUUAAAAGCAUCACGUCAGCUGGCAUCAGAGAUUACAUCAAGAGGAGCGGCACUCUAUGACUUACUGGGCAGAGAAGUGGAGUUAAGGGAACUUCGAACCAGUGCAAUAGCUAAGCCACUGGAGUUAAAUGAACUGGAAAAUGGCAUCAAGAAGAGUAUCAUUUCUGUGAAGGAUGAGAUAAAGAAGACCAAUCAAAUGUUAGACAACAUUGCAUCUGAUGAAGCUAACCUGGAAGCUAAAAUAGACAAGAAGAAACAAGAACUGGAGAGGAACCAGAAACGAUUGCGAAGCUUGGAAACUGUCAGGCCUGCAUACAUGGACGAGUAUGAAAAACUUGAAGAGGAACUCAAAAAAGUUUACGAGACAUUUAUGGAAAAGCACCGGAAUCUUUCCUAUCUGGAACAACUACUGGAGGACAUAAACAGGGCAGAACAAGACAGAUUUGAGGAGUCGGAAGCAACACUAAGGAAUAUGCAAACUGGAGACCGAGACCAAGUGCUUGGAGGUGGAGGUGAACUUGGAGAGCUGGAUGAUGAGGGUGACGAGGAAGGUGAAAUUGUUCUUGAGGCUAACAAGCCACGGCAGUCCAACAGACCUCAAGCUGCUGAAGCCGGUGGUCGAGUGUUUGGUUCCAUGGGAGGAGGAGGUCUGGACUCCGAUGAGGACGAGAGUGGUUCUCUGUCGUCAGGAGAGAGUGAUAUUGGCGUUGAGGAUGAUGACGAGGAGCUGCUAGAUGAUGACGACAUGGAUGAAGGCCGGGGUGAAGGACAGGAUGACGGAUCUCAGGCUAACAGUCUAAAUGACAGUGACAAUGACUUCUGAGAAAACACAAAGCUGUCCAUAACACUGUAAAUAAUAUAGCACUAAAUAAAGUCGUGAAACUCAAACA
This is a messenger RNA of Orbicella faveolata, 1348 nucleotides long. Its product is annotated as intraflagellar transport protein 38-like. Gene Ontology annotation, biological process: cilium assembly. The record is from RefSeq and is a predicted model, not a curated record. NCBI's taxonomy places the organism in Eukaryota, Metazoa, Cnidaria, Anthozoa, Scleractinia, Merulinidae. Gene Ontology annotation, cellular component: intraciliary transport particle B; microtubule organizing center; cilium.